AUGUUUGACAAACUCAAGCCCAACCAGCCUUACUUUGGCUUACGCGGUGGAUGGCUGACCUUUUGGGUCACCGUCGCCUGUGCGACCGACAUGAUGCUGUUUGGUUAUGACCAGGGCGUAUUUGGCGGCGUUGUUGUUACAAAGGACUUCCUCGACACGCUGGCUCUAAAUGACAACGCCACAUUGCUUGGAACUGUCACCGCCAUUUACGAUAUCGGUUGUCUCUUCGGUGCUAUAAUGUCCAUGGCUUGGGGCGAAAGAUGGGGCCGGAAACUAUCUAUUAUUUAUGGAACAACCAUCAUGGCCAUCGGUGCGCUUCUCCAGAUCACAGCAUAUGGCGUCCCCCAAAUGAUAGUGGGACGCAUUAUUGCUGGCUUGGGCAACGGUAUAAAUACCUCAACUGCUCCUGUAUGGCAAGGAGAAACCAGCCAAGCGAAAUGGAGAGGCCGUCUCAUAGUGAUCGAGUUGACCCUCAACAUUGCUGGGUUCUCUCUCUCCAACUGGAUCACCUUUGCCUUCAGCUUUCUCCCUGGACCUGUUGCCUGGCGAUUUCCCUUGGCAUUCCAGUUCAUUUUUAUUUUCAUCCUCUACGCGACCGUCCCGUGGUUGCCGGAGUCGCCCCGUUGGCUUAUCGCACAUGACCGUUCUGAUGAAGCUCAAGUAAUUAUCGCUGAUCUGGAGGAUAUGGACGUCAAUGAGCCAUACAUUAUGACUCAAUACACGGAAAUCGUGGGUGCCGUUCAAUAUGAGCGUCAACAUGCUGUCUCCUGGUGGGACCUUCUACGUGGCAAGACCAAAGAGGGUGGCACAUGCGCUAUGCGUCGGCUCAUUUUGGGGGCUGGUGCCCAAUUCAUGCAACAGGGUGCAGGAAUAAACGUCACUAGUUACUAUCUACCUACUGUCCUGAUGCAGUCUGUCGGGCUCUCAGAGACGUUGUCUCGGCUGCUGGCGGCGUGCAAUUCGGUGUCUUAUCUAAUUGCAGGCACUAUCGGAAUCGCAAAUAUUGAACGCUGGGGCCGUAGACGACUCUUCAUGACUUGCGCCUUGGGCCAGGGCCUUUGCUACCUACUCAUCACUGUCCUCCUACGCUUCAACGAAAAGGAUGGAUAUCCUCAUUCGAAGGAGGUGGCAUCUGCUUCAAUCACGUUCUUUUUUAUCUACUACUUAUUCUUUGGUUGUGGAUUUCAAGGUAUCCCGUGGCUCUUACCUGUAGAGCUAAACUCACUCAGUAUGCGGACUAAGGGUGCUGCAUUGGGAACAGCAACAAAUUGGGCUAUCAACUUUUUGGUUGUUGAAAUCACGCCUAUCGGGAUCGAAAAACUGCACUGGAGGUUCUACAUCAUCUGGACAGUACUCAAUUUGGUCUUUGUGCCGACCAUCUACUUCUUCUACCCCGAGACGGCGCACCGACAACUGGAGGACAUUGAUUUGUUCUUCCGAGACAACCAGUCAUUGUUGAUUCAUAACAACCCAGAAGCGGUAUCCCUUACCCGCCCAGAGCGGUACAUUGCGAUCGAAGACGAGUUGGUGCAUCAGAACAAGUGCGUAUCCGAUACAAAGCAAGACGCAUCUGGACAUGGAGAGCAUAUGGAGGCUGUUGGAAAUGUGUAG
Molecule: messenger RNA, 1611 nt
Organism: Penicillium argentinense
Lineage: Eukaryota; Fungi; Ascomycota; Eurotiomycetes; Eurotiales; Aspergillaceae
Product: sugar porter family MFS transporter
Exons: 3
Coding region: 1-1611 (536 amino acids)
Biological process (GO): carbohydrate transport; transmembrane transport
Cellular component (GO): membrane
Molecular function (GO): carbohydrate:proton symporter activity
Source: RefSeq, a predicted model, not a curated record